Molecule: messenger RNA, 10026 nt
Organism: Fundulus heteroclitus (mummichog)
Lineage: Eukaryota; Metazoa; Chordata; Actinopteri; Cyprinodontiformes; Fundulidae
Gene: abca2
Product: ATP-binding cassette, sub-family A (ABC1), member 2
Exons: 50
Coding region: 276-7838 (2520 amino acids)
Biological process (GO): transmembrane transport; lipid transport
Cellular component (GO): membrane; intracellular membrane-bounded organelle
Molecular function (GO): lipid carrier activity; ATP binding; ABC-type transporter activity
Source: RefSeq, a predicted model, not a curated record
CGUCAGCUUCGUUACAUCAGCUGCUGCUCCCACUCUGCUCCAGCGCUAAAUCCCAGCGCUGCGUUAGGAAGCGGGACGCAGCCUGCCGGGAUAGAGGAAUACAGAAACAUGAUUCAAACCUGCCUCCUUCCUUGCUGCUGAGCGAGUGAAAAGGCGUGUCGUCCCGGACCGUGCCCGGCUCUUCGUGAUGCCCUGGAAAGAUCCUGACAUCCAGCCACAGGCCACCGCUGGUGUGCUCAUUUGGUAAAUAUAGGACAGACAGGAGAGGCAUCGAGAUGGGAUUCCUGCACCAGCUCCAUCUCCUGCUGUGGAAGAACAUCUCCUUGAAGAGGAGAGGGCCGUGGGUGCUGGCAUUUGAAAUUUUCAUCCCACUAGUCCUCUUCUUCAUCCUCCUGGGUCUGAGACAGAAGAAACCAGCCAUCCCCGUCAAGGAAGUGUCAUUUUACAGUGCAGCACCACUCACCUCAGCAGGGAUCAUUCCCAUCAUGCAGUCGCUGUGCCCAGACGGACAAAGGGAUGAAUUUGGAUUCCUGCAAUACAAAAAUUCUACAGUGACUCAGCUGCUGGAGCGCAUCAGUGAAGUGGUUGAACAGAACCGGCUCUUCACAUCUGACAGACCAGGUUUGGGUCAGGACCUGGAGACCCUGCAGCAGCACCUGGAGAGUCUCAGUACUGCACAAUUACUGUCUGACUACAACUUCAACAGCAGCCAAGGCUUCACACUGGCCAGUGUUUUGAAGGACCAGCAGGUUUUCCAGCAGUUUCUGGUCAGGAAUCUUUCCCUCUCCAACUCAACAGCCAGCACGCUGCUCAACAGUCCAGUGAGCCUCCAAGAGGUGUAUAGUCUUAUCUUGGGUACUUCUCUCAGAGAUGGUGGAGGACCAAGCAGUAGGAUUCAUGGACCAAAAAGUAUCACUCAAAAACCUGCAGACAAAGAUCUGCAGAUUAAGGAGAAGCUGCUGAUAGGGGUUCAGAGUCUGGAUGGAGGUCUGAUACACAAAGCUCUACAUGAUCCAGCUAAAGCCGCCAAGAGAAAGGCUCUGGUCCAAAUGAUGGCCUGGGCAUUAGGCCUCACUGCAGCCUCUGAGAGCCAUUCAGAGCAUCUUCAGGGAAUUCAGGAGGUGGAGGGAGUUUGCCUGAAUGGAUCUAUGCUGGAGUUCCUCACCUGUGGAGAAAGUGGCGGCAAUGAGCUCAGAAAGAUUCUGUUGGUGCCUGUGAAGCAGCAACCUGCACUACAGGCAUAUCACAGUGUAAUGUGCACCAGAGAGGAGGGUCAGAGGUCAGAGCGCUUCAAGCAACUGAGCCAGGAGCUAAGAGAGCAGAUCAACACCCAGAGUGUCACAGACAAGCUUCACCUGGAGCAACCCAACUCCUUGGCCCCCCUCUCUCAGUCUCACCUCAGCGCCCUGUUGAAGGACUUGGCUGAUGUAGAGCGGCUACUGAAGGAUGUGGACCUGCUCUCCGGACUGGCCCGUCUGCUGCCCAAAGGAGCAUGCGCCCGUCAAAAUCCAGUACCCUCCACCAAUGGGACAUGGCCUCUUAACAUCACCGCAUGGAGUGUGAACACCACAGAUGUUCCCAGAGAGGAUGGAGAGGAAGGAGCUGAGGGAGGAGGAAAAGGAAAGGCGGAGGAGGAAAACCCUCACUCUCAGUUUUCAGCUUUUGUUCAGCUGUGGGCUGGUCUGCAGCCCAUUCUGUGUGGGAACAACAGGAUCAUUGAGCCCGAGGCGCUAAAGCAGGGGAAUAUGAGCUCGCUGGGAUUCACCAGCAAAGAACAAAGGAAUCUGGGCCUACUGGUUCACUUGAUGACUACAAAUCCGAAGAUCCUCUACUCCCCAAUUGGCUCCCAGGUGGACAGAGUGAUUCAGAAGGCCAAUGAGACAUUUGCAUUUGUUGGGAAUGUAACCCAUUACACUCGGGUGUGGCUGAACAUCUCAGCCCAGCUCAGGACUUUUCUGGAGGAAGGCCGACUGCAAAGCCAUCUGAUGUGGCUCGAGCAGCUGUCUUCAGAGCUCCAGCAGCAGCCCGAGUUGUUGAACGGCACCAACAGUGAGUUGAUGCAGGCUCUGAUGAUGGGAAACUACACUCUUCCUAACACGUCCACCCUGCUGGAACAGCUGGACACCAUAGACAAUGCUGCCUGUGGCUGGACACAUUUCAUGUCAAAGGUCAGUGUGGAUGUCUUCAAAGGCUUCCCAGAUGAAGACAGCAUUGUCAACUACACCCUGAACCAGGCCUACCAAGAUAAUGUGUCUGUGUUUGCCAGUGUGAUUUUCCAGACUAACAAGGAUGGUUCUUUGCCACCUCAUGUUCAGUACAAAAUAAGACAGAACUCCAGUUUCACCGAGAAGACCAAUGAAAUAAGAAGGGCAUACUGGCGACCUGGGCCCAACACAGGAGGGAAAUUCUACUUCCUGUAUGGUUUUGUGUGGAUUCAAGACAUGAUAGAAAGAGCCAUAAUCAACACCUUUGUGGGCCACGAUGUGGUGGAGCCCGGUAACUAUGUCCAGAUGUUCCCUUACCCAUGUUACACCAGAGACGAUUUUCUGUUUGUGAUCGAGCACAUGAUGCCACUAUGUAUGGUGAUAUCCUGGGUUUAUUCAGUAGCCAUGAUGAUUCAGCACAUUGUAGCAGAGAAAGAACAUCGGCUUAAAGAGGUAAUGAAGAUGAUGGGUCUGAACAAUGCGGUCCACUGGGUGGCUUGGUUCAUCACUGGCUUUGUCCAGCUCUCCAUCUCCGUUACUGCUCUCACAGCCAUCUUGAAGUACGGCAGGGUGCUGCUCCACAGUGACCCGCUGAUCAUAUGGCUUUUUCUAACCAUUUAUGCCGUGGCCACCAUCAUGUUCUGUUUCCUGGUGUCAGUUAUCUACUCCAAAGCUAAACUAGCUUCAGCCUGCGGAGGAAUCAUCUACUUCCUCAGCUAUGUGCCCUACAUGUAUGUAGCAAUAAGGGAGGAGGUGGCCCAUGAUAAGAUUACUGCCUUCGAGAAGUGCAUUGCUUCUCUCAUGUCCACCACAGCCUUUGGCCUUGGCUCCAAGUAUUUUGCACUGUAUGAGGUGGCAGGUGUUGGCAUCCAGUGGCGCACCAUCAGUCAGUCACCAGUAGAGGGCGAUGACUUUAACCUGAGUCUUUCUAUGAUGAUGCUCAUAAUUGAUGCUGGGGUGUAUGCCGUGCUAACCUGGUACAUAGAAGCUGUUCACCCAGGGAUGUAUGGGCUGCCACGCCCAUGGUACUUCCCUCUGCAGAGAUCCUAUUGGUCAGGCAGUGGACGUGUUGAGACCUGGGACUGGCCCUGGUGUGGAGGUGGAGCUGCAAGGCUCAGUGUGAUGGAGGAGGAUCAGGCGUGUGCCAUGGACCAGCGGAGGUCCGAGGAGAUGCGGGGCAUCGAGGAAGAGCCAAGCCACCUGCCCCUAGUGGUCUGCAUAGACAAACUGACCAAGGUGUACAAGACAGGCAGCAAACUGGCUCUCAACAACCUGAGCCUCAACCUCUAUGAAAACCAGGUGGUUUCCUUCCUGGGACACAAUGGAGCUGGAAAAACAACCACCAUGUCCAUCCUGACAGGCUUGUUUCCUCCAACCUCCGGCUCUGCCACCAUAUAUGGCCAUGACAUCCGAACUGAAAUGGAGCGGAUUCGUCAGAACCUGGGCAUGUGUCCACAGCACAAUGUUCUGUUUGACAAGCUGAGUGUGGAGGAGCACCUGUGGUUCUACUCCAGGCUCAAGGGUAUGGCUGAGGAGGACAUUCGCAAGGAGAUGGACAAGAUGAUUGUGGACCUGGAGCUAUCUAACAAGCGGCACAGCUUGGUUCAGACAUUGUCCGGCGGGAUGAAGAGGAAGCUGUCUGUGGCCAUUGCUUUUGUUGGCGGCUCCAGGGCUGUCAUCCUAGAUGAACCCACGGCAGGGGUGGAUCCUUACGCCCGCAGGGCUAUUUGGGACCUCAUUCUGAAGUACAAACAGGGUCGAACAAUCCUGCUCUCCACCCAUCAUAUGGACGAAGCCGACCUGUUGGGAGAUCGCAUUGCCAUCAUCUCACAUGGGAAACUUAAGUGCUGUGGAACGCCACUUUUCCUGAAGAGCAGCUAUGGAGAUGGAUACAAACUGACACUAGUCAAAAAGCAAAGUCAAGGUCGAGGCCAGGGCAGCCAGCCGAAGCACCCCUCCUCCUUGUCUCCCUCCUCUUUGCUGUCGCCCUGCUCAGAGGCUCAGGUCACCCAGUUUAUCCAGCAGUUUGUGGUUUCUUGCCUGCUGGUGUCGGACUCCAACACUGAGCUCUCCUACAUCCUGCCCUCCGAAUCCGUCAAGAAGGGCUGCUUUGAGAGGCUGUUUCAGGCUUUGGAGCAAAGCUUGGCCAGCCUGGCCCUCACCAGCUUUGGCGUGAUGGACACCACACUGGAGGAGGUGUUCCUCAAAGUCUCUGAGGAGGACCAGUCUCUAGAGAACAGCGAUGCUGAUAUAAAGAGUUCACCUGGGGGCAGCUCAUUGGGAAAGUUGUCAGUGAGCUCUGGAACCCAAAUGGGACCACAGCCUGAGACUGGACCCUCGGUGCAGAAUGAGAAGUCUGAGGUUGAACUGAGCAAUCUGGUGCAAUGCUCCAGGCUCAGCCAAAGCCAGGCUUCCCUGAGAUCCUCCUCAUCAGUGGGCUCUGUGCGGGAAGACGAAGGAGGGCUGUAUGCAGACUUCUAUGGAGAUUACUGCCCCCUGUUUGAGAAUGGCCAAGAGCCAGACUCUGCCAGCCUGAGAGGCGAUGCAGAGAAUCCCCCGGAGCCACAGGUCCUGGAGGGGCAGGGAAGCUUCGAGUUGGAAGGCUGGUGGCUGAAACUGAGUCAGUUUCAUGGCCUCAUCAUCAAGAGGUUCCACUGCGCCAAGAGAAACACCAAGGGCCUUUUCUCUCAGAUCCUCCUGCCUGCUUUCUUCGUCUGUGUUGCUAUGACUGUGGCCUUGUCUGUGCCAGAGAUUGGAGACCUGCCACCCCUGAUCUUGUCUCCUUCUCAGUAUCAUAACUACACCCAACCCAGAGGCAACUUCAUCCCCUACGCCAACGAGGAUAGACCCCAGUACAGGAGUAAGCUGUCUCCAGAUGCCCGUCCACAGAAGAUCGUCAACACCCUCCGUCUUCCUUCAGGUGUGGGGGCAACAUGUGUCCUCAAGACUCCCUUCAACAGCACCCUGGACCAGCUGGCCCAGACCCUCAACCCCAGUGCCAACAACUCUAAGACCCUGGCUGCCCAGUACUUCGACUCUAUGUGUCUUGACUCUUUCACCCAGGGGGUCCCGCUCUCCAACUUUGUCCCCCCACCCCCUUCCCCAGCUCCCUCAGAUGACCCUGACCCUCGUUUUGUUGAUGGGUUGUGGAACUUUACAGUUGCCCCUCCGACCACAGUUCAUGAGCCUGUUACAUCAUCUCCCACACUCCCUCUGUCCAUCCAUGAGCCGGUGAGAUGCACCUGCUCCAUGCAGGGCACAGGCUUCUCCUGCCCCAGUGGGGUUGGAGGUCGCCCCCCUCUCAUGAAGGUGGUAACAGGGGACAUCCUGGUGGACAUCACAGGCCGAAACAUCUCUGAGUAUCUGCUCUUUACUUCAGACAGACUGCGGCUGCACAGGUAUGGUGGUUUAACUGUGGGGAAUGUUCAGAAAUCCAUCCCUGCAUCCUUUGGAAGAAGCAUCCCUCCAAUGGUUCGCAAGAUAGCAGUACGCAGAUCAGCUCAGGUCCUGUACAACAACAAAGGAUAUCACAGCAUGCCGACCUAUCUAAACGUACUGAAUAACGCCAUCCUGCGUGCCAACUUGCCUGCAUCCAAAGGCAAUCCUGCUGCUUAUGGUAUCACACUGACCAACCAUCCAAUGAACCGAACCAGUGCCAGCCUGUCUUUAGACUACUUGCUCCAGGGAACAGAUGUGGUGAUCGCCAUCUUCAUUAUUGUUGCCAUGUCCUUUGUACCUGCCAGCUUUGUGGUUUUCCUGGUUGCAGAGAAAUCCACUAAAGCCAAACACCUGCAGUUUGUCAGUGGCUGUGACCCCAUCAUCUACUGGCUGGCCAACUAUAUUUGGGACAUGCUGAACUACCUGGUACCUGCAACGUGCUGCGUUAUUAUUCUGUUUGUAUUCGACCUGCCAGCCUACACCUCCCCAACCAACUUCCCAGCUGUCCUCUCCCUCUUUCUCCUCUAUGGGUGGUCCAUCACUCCCAUUAUGUACCCAGCAUCCUUCUGGUUUGAAGUUCCCAGUACUGCCUAUGUGUUCCUCAUCGUCAUCAACCUCUUCAUAGGCAUCACUGCGACUGUAGCCACUUUUCUGCUGCAGCUGUUUGAGCAUGACAAGGAUCUGAAGAGAGUCAACAGCUACCUAAAGUCUUGUUUCCUCAUUUUCCCCAACUACAACCUUGGUCACGGUCUGAUGGAAAUGGCCUACAACGAGUACAUCAACGAAUACUACGCCAAAAUCGGUCAGUUUGACAAGAUGAAGUCUCCAUUUGAGUGGGAUAUUGUGACUCGCGGACUCGUUGCUAUGACGAUUGAGGGCUUUGUUGGCUUCCUCAUCACCAUCCUGUGCCAGUACAACUUUCUCAGGAAACCCCCGAGGGUGCCGGUCAGCUGCCAGCCUAUCGAUGAUGAUGACGUAGAUGUGGCCUGUGAGAGACAAAGAGUGCUGCGAGGCGACGCUGACAGUGAUAUGCUGCAGAUCGAGAACCUGACUAAGAUGUAUAAAUCCAGGAAGAUGGGUCGCAUCCUGGCAGUGGACCGCCUGUGUCUUGGUGUCCGGCCUGGAGAGUGCUUUGGAUUGCUUGGGGUAAAUGGAGCAGGGAAGACCACCACUUUUAAGAUGCUCACGGGAGAUGAGUGCACCACGGGAGGAGAGGCUUUCAUCAGUGGAAACAGUAUCCUGAAGGACCUGUUACGUGUUCAGCAGAGUAUCGGCUACUGUCCACAGUUUGACGCUCUGUUUGAUGACCUAACUGCCAGGGAGCAUCUGCAGCUUUACACUCGCCUCCGUGGCAUUCCCUGGAAGGACCAGGAGAGGGUUGUGCAGUGGGCAUUAGAGAAGCUGGAGCUCUCCAAGUAUGCAGACAAACCAGCUGGUACUUACAGCGGAGGAAACAAACGCAAGCUUUCCACAGCUAUAGCUCUGAUUGGCUACCCAUCCCUCAUCUUCCUGGAUGAGCCGACCACUGGCAUGGACCCUAAGGCCCGCAGGUUUCUCUGGAAUUUAAUUCUUGACAUAAUCAAGACUGGACGCUCCGUUGUGCUCACAUCACAUAGUAUGGAGGAGUGUGAGGCUCUGUGCACUCGAUUGGGAAUUAUGGUAAAUGGCAGGUUUAAAUGCCUGGGCAGCAUCCAGCAUCUAAAGAACAGGUUUGGGGAUGGCUACAUGAUAACUGUGAGGACUAAAAGCAGCAGCAAUGUAAAGGAGGUGGUACGAUUCUUCAACAGAAACUUCCCUGAAGCCGUUCUCAAGGAGCGUCAUCACACCAAGGUCCAGUACCAGCUGAAAUCGGAGAGGCUCUCCCUCGCUCAGGUCUUCAGUAAGAUGGAGCAGGUGGUGGAGGUCCUGGGUAUUGAGGACUACUCUGUCAGUCAGACCACUCUGGACAAUGUGUUUGUCAACUUUGCCAAGAAGCAGAGCGACAACCUCGAGCAGCAGGAGGUUUUACUUCCUGGUGGUGGCCAGUCCCCCUUGCAGCGCAUCUUCAGCUUCUUAAAAGUUAGACCUGCCAACACAGAGCUUAAUGCUAUGAUCAGUGAGGCACCAGAGGAGCUGGAGAGUGAUGAUGAUGAAGGACUCAUCAGCUUUGAAGAGGAAAGGGUCCAGCUCUCCUUCAACACGGACACCCUCUGUUAAGACGUGAAACCAUAGGAGCAGGAAGAUGGUGAGAGAGACUGAACUGAUCCCACUUUGUCGGACCUCUGAGGCUUAUAGAGUGAGCAGAGGUGCAGAGUGAUCCCUAAGCAGAACUGGGGAUCGCACAGUGAACAGCGGACAGUUUCAACCCGAAGCUCUGCAGGUGACUGGGUGGGACAGUGGUGGCUGCAGGCAGAGAUGCAGCAGUGGGAUACAGCGUUGUUCCAUCCAGUUUACCUGAGAACGUAUGAGUAGCUGACAUGCAGCUAGCCCUGAAUUGAUGUCAGGGACUGGGUGUUUGGUUCCGCAGCUUUGACUUGAUGAACAGUGUAACCAGAGUGCACCCUUGCACCAAACUUGGCCUGCCCUGAAAGCAUGCAGUCAUGAUGGGAAUGUAAUAGUCUAUUUUUUAUGCGGCGGAAGAAUGGUUUAUUUUAGAUAUUGUGACAAUAGAGGAUUUAGUAAAGUACAUGUUGAGAUGACCAGAAGGAAGCUGCUUCUUGAUGUCAGUCACCCAGAGGCCACAGCCUGAUUAUUGUCCUGAUGGUGAUCCCCUUUUCUGAACUUGCCUCAAUGUCGUGUUCUCUGUUAAACAGAUGUUUUUCUUUCGGGUUCUAAACAUAUUUUUUUUGUUGACUAGAGGUUCCUUUCUGUAAAGAUGACAGUGUGUAUAAUAAGUACAACAUUUACUGCAUCUGCUAUGAGGUGGAUGAGCUUUAGCAGGCUGAACCUGGAGAGACAAAGACUGCGCUACCAUUACUGUGACACUAAAACCAACCCUCGGUCCAGAGUAUUUACUAAUGGAACAAAGUUAAACUUCAUGUUUAUUCUUUUCAAGAUGAUCCUAUAAUGUUUUUUUAUGUAAAUGUAAAAAAAUAUGUGUUUAAUUAUUUGUUGGCAUGUGGACUUCAACAGUUUUUCUUACUAGUUUUGUUAAACCACAGUUGUGAUUCCUUGUUUGGAAUUGUUAUUUCAUUUGUUCCUUCAUAACUAAUUCCACUCUUGAUUGUAGUUAUUAUUUAAAUAAUGGUAUUUUUUUUACCUGACAAGAUCAUUCAACUAGAAAGCCUUUUUAUUUUGAGUCUGAAAGUCUAUAUCAGCCAGGGGGCAUUAUCAGCUUGGAUUAAUUUUAUUGUAAAAUACAAUGAAAAUGGCCACAUCUGAGUCUGGUGUACACAAUUCACAUCUUUCUGAUCAUCUGUCUCUGUAGUUGCAGCUCUGAACUUUUCCAUAAUAAAUUAUUGGGAAACAAAUCAGGGAUCAGUUAAGUUCCUGAUUACUUUGACCAUGAAUGUAUAAAUAUAACAAUUAUCCGUUUUCCCAAUCAUCAGCCUAAAUACAGAAGCUGUGUGUAAGUCCUUCAUCACUGCUUCCAUGAAAACCAAUCAGUGUAAGGUACUACAUAGAAGGAGGUGUUUUGACUGAAAACAAGGAGCUGCAAUUGGCCUAGUCAAAGUUCUGACCUUAAUGUUGUUGAAAUUUGCUGGUGAGAUUCAUAGAGAGAUUACAUUACUACAGAAAAACCUCAAUAAAAUGAAAGAGUGGGGGCUUCAGACGGUCGCACACCGCUUCUGCAUUUUGGUUUAGUUUUUCUUAACUCAUCAAAGCAUUUUAACUAAAAUCAUCACGAGCUGAAAAGAAGCCAAAAUACUUUGAUUGUAAGGUCCACUGAUCGGUUUAAUUCAUGGACCAGAUGAUUUUCUAUUUCGUCCUAAUAAGAUGUUAAGAUAUUAAUCAUUAAUUUCCAAUUAGGACUAUAAAUCAGCAAAUACUUAUUUCUGACUAACAGGGCAGUAAUUCAUGUCACCAGCAGCAGAUUUAAGCAAACCUUUAAAAAGAUUGUUUGAAGUCUGACACUUUGAAAUUGAAUUGUGAAGAAUCUGGUCAUCUGCAUUAUGUGUUCCAUGGCUGCACUUUAACUUGAUAAUGAAGCUGAGAUAAGGUCGCUUACACACUGCUAGUUAAUGCAGAAACCUUUUUUUUUUUUGUCGGGUUUUUGCUGUCAAGAAUAAUGUUCAGUCUUCUGCGAUAAUUUGAAAGAAAUCUUUGUUCUCAGAAAUGUUGCUUGUCUUUCAUUUGGGGCUCUUGAUUGUCAUAUCAGCACAUUUAAACAUAACUUUCCAUGUAGAGACUACUCAGAUGAUCCUAAUAAAGUAUUCUGUCAGUGUAAAUUCACACUGAAAGGGAA